This is a messenger RNA of Aspergillus nomiae NRRL 13137, 4134 nucleotides long. RefSeq lists its product as uncharacterized. NCBI's taxonomy places the organism in Eukaryota, Fungi, Ascomycota, Eurotiomycetes, Eurotiales, Aspergillaceae. The record is from RefSeq and is a predicted model, not a curated record. Bases 1 to 4134 code for a protein of 1377 amino acids. Gene Ontology annotation, molecular function: protein binding. The transcript has 4 exons.
AUGGUGACAACAGUGUUCACGAACGCAUCACGGUUUAUACCGCAAGGACUCGACGCCGCGACCAACAAGGAGCUGACAGAGAUAUGGACGCGUGUUCAGAGUCGGGUGUUGGCGCUAGCCGAUGGGGACCAGCGCAAGAUCAGGCCGCUUGGGGUGAACGACGUGUUAUCGCAUCUGGACGCGGCGCAGAGGAAUGACAAAGUGUCGUCUUGGAAGCUCCAGGCUAUCAAAGACUCAUUCAAUAAAGCCUUACUGUUCAUUCAAACAGCAGGUGGUAUAGCAGCUGGUGCUGCGUCACAGGCUUUUGGACCCUCGGAGCUGCAUUUUCGAAGAUUGGCUGGACUUCUAGAGAAAUGUGCCGAAUAUCUAGGCCGUUUGGAGUACCAUGUCCACGCGGGGAUGGAUGCGAAGUUGAGUAAAGUUGCAUGCCAGCACUUGCUCCUCUUCGUGGAAAUCUGCGAUCGAACAGUUAAGCUCCGCUCAAGGAGAAGAAAGCUGCUUGCCGGGGUCAAGAUAUUGUUCCUGCAGGAUAAUGGGGUCACGGAUCUGCUCGCCAGGAUGGAGGGCCUCGUCGAUAAAGAGAACCGUCUGGUCGUUGCGCAGACAUUUGCGCUGGCCUCAGAUGCUGCAACCAGCUCGAAGGCGAAUCUCGCUCUCAUGCAGGGUCUUGUGGAAUCAUUUGCGGAGGACAGAGCUGAGCAGAAGAAGGAAAAGCAUAAACAGUACAGGGAGCAGGUCGUCCUGAAGGCGCUGGCGUUUGAUGAGACCAAGAUGAACCAGGAAAGCAGCGAGCCAGAGGCUUUCUGGCAAACAAUCUAUCGCAACUACCUUAAGCAACGGGUAUGGGGUACCGGUGAAUGGAUUUUCAGUGAACGCAAAUACCUUGAAUGGGAGAAGGGACAAUCCAGGGGGCCGAUCCUGGCUAUCGCUGGUGGUGAAGGGACUGGAAAGAGCUUCCUCACGUCCACUAUCAUCAAGCGUCUCAAUCAAAGGAAAACUACAGAGAGCUCCGACCGUAGGAUUUCAACCGGCUAUUAUUUUCUGGAAGGGAAUUCUCGGGAUGAGCUUAAAAAUGCAACGAACCUAGAGACGGUCGCAAAGUCACUCGUUUGGCAGUUCAGUCAGUCUGAGAGAAUCUAUCUCAAGUCUGUCGCCCAAAUCUGUGAACGUUAUGGAGAGAUCGACCCGACCGACAUCUCAAAGCAUCUGAUCUUCGGUAAUAAGGAUCUAGCCAACAUGAACAUCACCUUUUAUAUUGUCAUUGAUGGGCUGGGUGACACAGUUGGAGAAGGCAUGGUCAGGUUCUUACAGAGAGCCUCCAUACCCAUGCCUGGUCGCGACAUUCGCGUUCUGGUAACCGGUGACCCCAGAUGCUUUGAGCAUUUAAGCAAAGCUGGGGAUGUUCAUUUUGAUUGCAUAUCUAUCAGUACACAUAACCGAUCGGAUGUUGAGAAGUUUAUAGAGAACCGGAUGGAUAGGAUGCCAGCAUUGACCGAUCGCGGUCGCUUGGGAAUAUCGGAGAUCAGGGACAAUAUUCGGCACAGACUAUGUACAGAAACAAAUGGUGACUACUUCAAGAUAGAUCGGACCCUCGACCAUAUUAGCUCCCUGGAGUAUAAAACGGACAUACAGCAGGCUCUGGACGAUGCAAGCAAGGAACGCUCGCAGCAGAUCACCGAGGAAAUCGAAAAGAUGAACGAAAGCCGCUCCAAAAAAGAGCUAUUGGAAAUCAAUGAGAUUGUGCGCUGGAUCGUUUAUGGCAAGGACCUUCUCACGCCAAAACAGAUGUCUGCAGUUCUGUAUGUAAGAAGCGGAGAGACGUCGUUGCUGCCUCUCGAGCAAAAGAUCAAGAUAAAAUACCCACUAUUCGAAGUGGAUAGGAACGGAAAGGUUGAUUUCCGAUCCUCUGAGAUUGAGCAUUACAUUCCGCUGAGAAACGCUACCCAUGACUUGAAUGAUUUGCAUGGCAAGGAGGCAGCACAAGCAGCAGAAGUGGCCAUGGUCAAACACUUCCUCCUCACGGUCUGUCCCUCGGAGGUUUACACCAAGUUGAAGUUUGACGCCUACCUCGUGCAACUGCUGAGGCCCAAGGGCAGUGGUAUCAACAAGGAUGAUCCGCAUACGGGUGAGACAAAGAUGGCCUUGACGUGUUUAGAUGUUUUGACAGAGGAGACUGAUCGAAAACGCACGCGACUCCUUACCUAUGCACGGAAAUACCUCAUAAGCCAUUUGUCAGCUGUUGAUCUAGCGUUAGCAGACGUUGCUUGCAAGCGCGCAGUGGGUAUACGCUUGGCGAAACUGUUUACCGAGGACAGUUCAAUCGAUAUCUUACUGCAUUGUGCGGAGUCUGUUGAUAAUCCUACUCUUCGGUUCAAGAUACGACGCUAUUGGCUUUACAGUGAUGACAGUGUUAACACCAUCCUCCGAUGGCUUGGGGACUCUGCUGUUACCUCCGAAAUUUCCGACACGGCGACACGGGCUUGGGUCGCAAAGGUGACGUCUGGGGCAGAGCCUGAUGAAGACCUAAUGAGACCUGCCGCAAAAAGAAUGGCAGUACAUUUCUUGCAAGAGGCUCAUUCAGAAUCAUUCACAAAGGACGCAUUCCUCUUCAUUGCCGGCUUCGUGAACAAGAUUGCGCGUCGCCAAGGCAAUGCUACCCACGAAGUGAAUGACCCUAGCUAUAUUUAUUCGAUUGAAGAGAUAGACAAUGUUGAAAAUUGGUGUCAAACCAUUCUGGACGUCAAGACAAAGCCUUCGUUGUGGCACGUUCAAAUGGGCAACCUGUUGGAGGUGCUCGGGCUUCCCAGGCUCGCAGAGACCAGGGCUCGUCAAGCCUUGAUGCUUGAUCCGCAAGACUGGCGAGCGUCCUACCUGUUAGCAAAGUUGGUAGGGACGAAGGAGGGUAUUGAGAUUCUAAAUGCUCCUAUUGAGGAGCGUCUUGCAUCCGACAGCCAAUGGCGACAAGAUCCUGUUCAGCGCGUCGAGUUUGCUAAGCUCCUAUACAUGUUUGGGCUACUUUACUGGGAAGACAAUUGCCCAAGCACAGCUAUUAUAUACUGCAAAAUGGCAAUGGAACUCGACCCGACAAACUAUGACCGGGUGACAAUGGUUCUGAGUGCUCUCGCUACCGAGAGCAGGUGGCCAGAGAUUAUAGUAUCUCUGAAAGGAGUUAAGAACUCGGCACACGUCUCACAGGGAUUGCCGGAGAUGGUCAUCGAGCUCUGGAACGCUGAUCGGUUCCACCAGAUUUUCCUGCAAGCAGCACUACGGACAAAGCACUUCGAUCUCUUGGCGGAGACAUACGAAUCUGCAAUCAAUCUCCUUGAAGAUCGUCAGGACCGUGCCACAUUAUGUUAUAUUCGGUAUUACUAUGCCACAGCAAUAUACUCAUUGCGAGAUCGUGAAUCAAAGGCGAUUGCCGAGUGGGAGAAGAUCUUGGCCGACGUUCCACAGUCCCAUCUGAAUACCAUUUUGCCAUUGCUGAUUAGCAAACUCGGUCCUCUCUAUCUCCGUAAGGCACAGACGUCAGGGGACGACACCGAGGCUACUUCUUCAUACCUCCAGAAGUUAGAGGACUUGGUUCCCGACGGAGCAUCUAGGAGCGACGCACUCCCACCAAAGCUUUAUCUUGCGCGGUACUACCAGACUCAGGGAGAUGUGCUACGAGCUAAGCAAAUCACUCGAGAGAUCGUGAAACAGGCUCUAGAAAUCCUGUCCGACGACGACGAAGACAAUGACAAAUACGCGUAUUCUAGUUUAUUGACUGUGUUCCUACCCUUGGAGGAUACUAGAAACAUGCUAACAAGUUUAGCCAUGAUGUCACUAAACACUUCCGACACAGCUAUCAUCUACUGUGAUGGAAACUGUGGGAAUUCCUGGUCGUAUUUGGGAGACAUGCUCUGGUGUAGGGAUUGCAUUGACUUCCAGAUUGACAUGGAAUGCUACCAAAAAAUUUGCGAUGGCACCCUUCCAUUCUCAGUGUGCCAUAAGAGCCAUGACAUUCUCUACAUUCCUGCGAGGGAGUCGAUCAUCCGAGACAUUCCAGUGGGCUAUGUGCCUUUCGGAGAAGCAGUUAUCCCUUUGGGCGAAUGGACAGAACUUAUUAGAAGGAACUACGUCUACAUUGAGCACUAA